Fraxinus pennsylvanica is the source of this 1551-nucleotide messenger RNA. The record is from the annotation of a GenBank genome assembly. NCBI's taxonomy places the organism in Eukaryota, Viridiplantae, Streptophyta, Magnoliopsida, Lamiales, Oleaceae.
AUGGCCCUCCGUAAUUCUAAUUCUCACAAACCUACUACUGUUUCAGAGUCGUCCAUUUCGAAUGCUGAGCAGAGGUCAAGAAUAUAUGCAAAAAUGGCAAAAGAUUUGGAUGAGAAUGGAGCUGUUUUUCUGAAACAAGGAGAAACUUCUCAGUCUUUAUCGCUAUCAGAUCUUUUUACUCUGGAGAAUGGCACUGUAACACCCGUGCUCAAGGCUGCAAGUCCUCCAGUGCGAGCAAAUGUUUUACAUCUGAGCCCAGAGUACUCUGUUCCAAUCUCAGAGGCUGUGAAAAGUAUAUUUUCUCCAUACUUCAAUAAAGCAAUCUGGUUUCAGAACUCCAGCAUGUACCAUUUUAGCAUGUUCCACGCAUCACAUCACAUAGCUCCUGUGCCUGCCACAGAGGAGGAGAUUGAAGUUGAGGCUAGUGCUGUAAAAGUAGUUGCAGAGGAUGUCUGCCCGUUACAUAUUAUCUUAGAUCGGGUGGUUUUGACUUCAACUGGUGUGCUAGUAGGUUGUUGGCAGAUGGUCUCUGGUACAGAUCCAGUAACAAUUCGUGAUAAACUUAGAACUGCUCUUCCACGUGCUCCAGAAAAGCAACUUUAUGAUAAGGCAAUGCUCCACACUUCAUUUGCAAGGCUACUGGGUCACCCUAACAAGUUGUCUGAGGCUACUGUCUCGGAGCUCUGGUACGUAGAAGAGUAUGAUGUGCUGGCGCUUGCACUGAAUGGGAGAAUGAAGACUCGCAAAAUUUCUCAUAGUCCAAUUCUUCUCAAAUCCUCUUUCAAGACCUUUAUUGUGCAAAUUGGUAUUGAAUUACAAAUGAAUUCAGGGAUUGCUCCUGCAGCAAAGUCUGGCAUGGCGGUGGAGAAAACACCAAGUAGGGUGCAUUCUACGGAGAAAAAGCAAGAGCAAAUUCCUAGAAGAAGCCACAAGGCUGAGAGAGAGAAAAUGAAGCGUGAACAUUUGAAUGAUCUCUUUCUUGCCUUGGCUAAUUCUUUAGAACUAUCGGAUCAGAACAAUGGUAAGGCCUUUUUACUGAAUGAAGCCAGUCGAGUGGUGUCCGAAACAAUAGCUCAGAUCAAGUCUCUGAGAAGAGAAAAUGCUGCUUUAUUAUCUGAAUCUCAAUAUAUAACUACGGAAAAGAAGGAACUACAAGAUGAAAAUUCUGCUUUAGAGGCUCAAAUCGGUAACUUUCAGUGUGAGCUGAAGGCACGUGCUUCUGAGUCCCAACUCGACCUGAAUGUGGCCCCUCCUGAAUGUAAUCUCCAAGAACUCGCAUCACAUGCGAGUCAGGAUCAUACUGGAUUUCAUUUUGUGCAACCUGGACAGCAGCAAGUACAAACUGUAAAUCAAUUAUAUCUUGUUCCCAUCUGCUCAAAUAUGCAAGUGUAUGAGGAGCAGCCCACUACUGCUCAACUUGCAUCAAAGCCUAGCAAACCGCAUGCUCGAUAUCCUGCUCCAGCAGACACAUGGCCGUCCCAACUUCUCGAAAAACAGCAGGAGUUAGGGAAGGAAAUUCAACAAAGUGAUAGAAAUGAUAGCAAACAAUAA